AUGUCCACCCUAAACAAUGGUUUGGACGCUUCGAAACCGUCCUCGCCGUCCCGACCAAGCAGUCGCCACCAGAUCAAGCGGUCCCUGACGGAGCUUGCAUCACCCGGGAAGCUUCAUCGUCGCCCGCACCUGCAUCGUCGACAAGAAAGCCAAUACGACGAGAAAGAGAAACCUCCACUGUCAUCGGCAAUCCUUGCUGCCCAAGCUCGACACUCCCUUGACAUACCGCCUUCGACGGGGACAACGCCGUUUAUGAGUCCGAGUCAGAGCCGACGCGCAAGCAUAUUGCUACCGAGGGAAAAUGGGGAUAGUGAAACCAAAGAGAAGAGGGAAGCCAAAGCCUUGUUGGAGCAGGAAAAGGCUUCCAUACGAGCCGAUGGGUUGAAACAAUCGCUAAUGGACUUGAACUCCUUCUCGACUACCAUGACGAAACGCCUAGAUGAUACAUACUACGCGGUUCUCGAAAAGAUGAGCACUCUCCAAAACACCGUCAUCGCACUCAAGGACCUUGCGGAAAACUCUCACGACAUAUGCGAAUCCUUCGACAAGGAUUCGCGAGACUUGGAAAGCGACAUUAUUUGUCAACUAAGUGCCGCCGGACACUUUGAAGAGCAGCAACGGAGGAUCUCUUCUCUGCAAAAACGGAUACACAGAGGUCGCGACAAGAUACAAACCCUCUCCUCGCGGGUUGACGUUGUGCAGAAGAGAGUGGAGCGGUGGGAGCAAGCAGACAGGCGAUGGCAGGAAAAGACGCGCAAAAGACUCAAGAUUAUAUGGUCCGUCACUACGGUGCUGGCUCUCAUUUUUAUUGCCUUUAUUGUGGGUAUCAAUUAUGCGCGUGUUGAUGGAGAGGGUGGUUUGCGGUGGAACGCGAGCAUGAGCCCGAAUAUACCGGCGUGGCUGAAUACGUCGAGUUCUAGACAUGGCGAGCAUGCGGAGGAGUCUGGGAGGAUGUUGCUGUGGAAAGCGCCGCUUAGAGAUGAGGAGCAGCUGCGGGCGUUUGAUGAAUUGUGA
Pochonia chlamydosporia 170 is the source of this 1014-nucleotide messenger RNA. Its product is annotated as septum formation initiator domain-containing protein. NCBI's taxonomy places the organism in Eukaryota, Fungi, Ascomycota, Sordariomycetes, Hypocreales, Clavicipitaceae. The transcript has 2 exons. The record is from RefSeq and is a predicted model, not a curated record. The coding region runs from base 1 to 1014 and encodes 337 amino acids.